Molecule: messenger RNA, 2441 nt
Organism: Hipposideros armiger (great roundleaf bat)
Lineage: Eukaryota; Metazoa; Chordata; Mammalia; Chiroptera; Hipposideridae
Gene: CRISPLD2
Product: cysteine rich secretory protein LCCL domain containing 2
Exons: 12
Coding region: 215-1489 (424 amino acids)
Cellular component (GO): extracellular region
Source: RefSeq, a predicted model, not a curated record
GCGUUGAGCCCCCGGAUCCACUGAUUCCCUCCGUGGUUCAGGGGUCCCGUGUCCCUCGACCAUCUUGCUGUACCCACACUACGACUUCGCCACCGCCGCGGGAGACGCCGACGAGCUGGUGUUUAAAGCCCCGCGGAGAGUGCUCGAGUGCCCAGCUCUUUCUCGGGAGCCUAAGCUGCCCUGUCCCCCCGGUUCUUGCUGCUGGAGAGAAGCCAUGAGCUGCAUCCUGAACAGCCUCCUCCCCUUGGGGCUGGUGCUGCUGGUCUGCGGAGCCCAAGGCCUUUUCCUGCCCAAUGUCACCCACUUAGAGAGGCUGCUCAGCAAAUACCAGCAGGACGAGCCCCACUCCCGGGGCCGGAGGGCCAUCCCCAGGUCGGACAAGGAAGAGAUUGUCAUGCUUCACAAUAAACUGCGGGGCCAGGUGUACCCCCCAGCUUCCAACAUGGAGUACAUGACCUGGGAUGAAGAGCUGGCAAAGUCGGCAGCGGCAUGGGCCCACGAGUGCAUCUGGGAGCACGGGCCCACCAGUCUGCUGGUGUCCAUUGGGCAGAACCUGGCCGUCCACUGGGGCAGGUACCGCUCCCCUGGCUUCCACGUGCAGUCCUGGUAUGACGAGGUGAAGGACUACACCUACCCCUACCCCCACGAGUGCAACCCCUGGUGUCCAGAGAGGUGCUCUGGGGCCAUGUGCACCCACUACACACAGAUAGUCUGGGCCACCACCAACAAGGUGGGCUGUGCCGUGAACACCUGCCGGAGGAUGAACGUCUGGGGAGAUGUUUGGGAGAAUGCGGUCUACCUCGUCUGCAAUUACUCUCCAAAGGGGAACUGGAUUGGAGAGGCCCCGUACAGAACUGGCCGGCCCUGCUCCGAGUGCCCGCCCAGCUACGGAGGCAGCUGCAAGAACAACUUGUGUUACCGAGAAGAGACUUAUAACCAAAAACCUGAAACGGACGAGAUGAAUGAGGUGGAGACAGCUCCCGUUCCUGAAGAAAAACACGUCUGGGUCCAGCCGAGGGUGAUCAAACCUGUCAAGCCCAAGAAAACGUCCGCUGUGAAGUACAUGACCCAAGUUGUCAGGUGUGACACCAAGAUGAAGGACAAGUGCAAAGGGUCCACGUGCAACAGGUACCAGUGCCCAGCGGGCUGCCUGAACAACAAGGCAAAGAUUUUUGGGACGCUCUUUUAUGAAAGUCCAUCACACAAAUGCUCCGUGUUUUCCAGAGUUCAUUGUCCAGCGCACUGCAAAGAUGAGCCAUCCUACUGGGCUCCCGUGUUUGGAAGCAACAUCUACGCAGAUACUUCGAGCAUCUGUAAGACUGCUGUGCACGCAGGAGUCAUCGGGAAUGAGAGUGGAGGCUACGUGGAUGUGAUGCCUGUCGAUAAAAAGAAGACGUACGUGGGCUCGCUCAGGAACGGGGUCCAAUCUGAAAGCUUGAGGACCCCACAAGACGGAAAGGCUUUCCGGAUCUUUGCUGUCAGGCAGUGAACGUCCAGCGCCGGGCAGAAGAGGGCUCUCCUAGAAGGCUUCGGGGUUUUGCUUUUUAUUUUUAUUUUAUCCUUUGGGGGGUGGGCUGGGGAUAUGGAGAGGCAGGAAACGUCCUGUGAGUGGUGUUCAGUGUCACAUCCUUUAUGCCUUUGUCUCAUUUCUGCACCGGGGAGAAGCAGCAUCCUUGGGGGCCCUGCCGGACCACUGGUGACCGGUCCCGCUGAGGCCGGGGGGCUGCUCCAUGUGGGUGCCCUCUCUGCACGGAUCGAGAUAGUCCUUCCCACGUGUACUUUUGUGAUUGGGAGACAGGAUUCCAAACCCCCAGAGAGGGCACCAGCUUUGGAGCUCACAGGGCGAGGUAUCUAGGGGGUGUGGGAAGAGGCACACGGAGCGCUCGCCGGGGGGUCGUUUCAGGAAUGGGAUAGAGGGUAGCUAUUUAAAAUAAUUAAAAACCAUUGUCCGUCCCUACCAGUGGAGAAAAAUAGGUUUAAUGUUUGCUGGUCAGACAAAGGGGCCGGAACCACGGGGCCGGGGAGACUCAGGCUCCGUCCUGGCCCCCAUCCUUGCUAACGUCCUGCCACGAGCAGGCUGGUUCUAUGUACAGCGGUGCUGGUUUAUUUAGAGUUCAGCAGUAACUCCAGAGAUUUAUCUUGUCUUUGUCCUUCCCUUCGUCCACGUGGCCCAUCUGUUUGCUGCCGUGACCUUUGGUCUCGUUGAGGACUAAUGAACCGGGAUCCUUUCCUUACCCCCUCCCCAUUGUGGCUCAGCCCAGAGUAGUCUGUGUGUCACACCGGGGUCUCUCCUUUGCAAGCAAUUCUCUUUGAAGCCCCAUUUUUUAAAUUUUACACUCCUAGCCUCAAAGGGGUCUACUGAGAUGUCGAAGAACAGCCAAAAAAGGGCUGUUGGGUUGCUGCUUUUGAAAAAUGACAAUUAAACGUGCAGACUCCGCUUC